UUUACUGUAAUAUUUUUUAGCAUGUGGUUACUUUGAUUAUGUAUGUUAAAUAAUUUUAUGAAAAGGUAUCUAAUCAUGGUCGGCGAUAAUAACAUAGAAAGAAGCUGGAAAUGUAUUAAAGUAAAUACAGAAAUUCAAAAUGCCAUUAAGGAUCUUGGAUUUAAAUCGAUGACUCCAGUACAAGCAGCAUGCAUCCCGCUUUUUCUCGCAAAUAAAGAUGUUGUUGUUGAAGCAGUGACAGGCAGUGGGAAGACAUUAGCAUUCGUUAUACCUCUCUUAGAAAUUUUACUACGUAAAACUUCCCUAAAGAAGAAAGAUGUCGGUGCUAUAGUAAUAUCACCAACGAGAGAACUUGCUACACAAACUGCAGAAGUCCUUGAACAUUUUCUAAAGUACGUCCCUCAGUUCACGUAUAUGUUAUUAACUGGUGGAUAUAAACCAACAGUAGACAUAAAUAAAUUUCAAGAAAAUGGAGGUAAUAUUAUCAUAUCUACACCUGGUCGAAUUAUGGAUAUAUUUACAAGGAAGACUGAUAUGUUUAAUUUUGCUGCAAAUGUAAAAACCCUAGAAGUUUUGAUAUUAGAUGAAGCUGAUCGGUUACUUGAUCUUGGAUUUGAAUCAAGUAUAAAUGACAUAUUGAGUUAUUUGCCAAAACAGAGGCGAACUGGUUUGUUUUCUGCUACACAGACUAAAGAAGUUAAAGAUUUAGUUCGAGCUGGUUUGAGAAAUCCUGUUUGGAUUGCAGUGAAAGAAAAAUCUUCUUUGGGAAAUGAUCAACGAACUCCUUCCACAUUGAGUAAUUAUUAUAAAAUCUGUGAAGCAGAUUCAAAAUUGAACUGGUUAGUAAAUUUCUUAAAAAACAGGCCAGAGGAGAAACAUCUUGUAUUUUUUAGUACAUGUGCUUGUGUUGAUUAUUUUUCAAUAAUUCUAACUCAUCAUCUGAAAAAUAUAAAUGUACAAAGUAUUCAUGGGAAAAUGAGAAAUAAAAGACAGAAAAUAUUUAAUGAAUUUAGGAAAAGAAACAAUGGUGUAUUAAUCUGUACUGAUAUUAUGGCUCGUGGAGUUGACAUUCCAGAUAUAAAUUGGGUGAUACAGUAUGAUCCUCCAAGUUCUGCUAGUGCUUUUGUUCAUCGCUGUGGAAGAACUGCAAGAAUAGGAAAUAUGGGAAAUGCUCUACUUUUGUUGUUACCAACAGAAGAUGCUUAUAUUAACUUUUUAAAGUUAAAUCAAAAUGUUGUAGUUGAAGAAAUAAAAUUAAUUGAAAUCUUAGAAGAUAUAUUACCUGACGUAAGAAAGUAUGCAAUGAAGGAUAGAGAUUUUUUUGAUAAAGGAAUGAGAGCCUUUGUCUCAUAUGUACAAGCUUAUGCCAAACACGAGUGUAAUUUAUUGUUUCAAAUUAGAGAUUUAGAUUUUGGUAAAUUAGCACAAGGAUUUGGGUUGUUAAAAUUGCCACGAAUGCCUGAGUUGAAAGGUAAACGUGUUGGAAAUUUUCAGCAGACAAGUAUUGAUUUUAAUUCAAUUCCUUACAAAGAUAAGGAAAAAGAAGAUGAGAGACAGAGAAGUUUAGAACAGUAUAGAGCAACAGGAACAUGGCCUAACAAAAAAAAACACAAUCCAAAUAAAGGCUCUUGGUCAAGGAAAAAAGAAAAAAUUAAGUUAAAAAAAGAGAAAAAAGCAAAAAGAGCACUUAAAAGAAAGAGUUCUCAUCAGUUCACUGAUAAUGAUUUAGAGGAACUUGCACAAGAUACCAGAUUGAUGAAGAAGUUUAAAAAAGGAUGCAUUACAAAGGAAGAAUUUGAUAAGGGUUUUUGUGAUGAAGUAAAAGAAACUGAAGAUGUAACUGCUUGAAAUCAAUAAAUUGAAAUACUUUCUAAUGUAAAAAAUUGAUCAAUAUGAUGAUGAUUUUUAAGAAAAGCUGUGCUAGAUUUUUUUGCAUAUCCCAAUAAUUUGCCAAAUAAGCAAAAUAUGUUAUUUUCACUGUGUGUACAUAUAUAAAUAUAUCUAUAAAUCAUACAAAAGAAACUUGUUAGAAAUGUUACAAAUGACAAAAACUAUUUAGUGUUUUUAUUAAUUGAUAAAUUAUAUAUAUUUCUAAUGAAUAAAGAUAUGUUGAUUUUUAGAUAUUAAAAUAUGUCAUAUUCCUAAAUUACAAAUAAGUUAUUUAUUACAAAUAAUUUUAGACAAUUUUAGAACUUAGAAUGUACUAAAACAAUUUAAUUUAUUACUACUGCAUUAAUGGAUAAGUAUUAGCAAGUUGAAUUUUUGAACUUAAGUGACGAGUA
This is a messenger RNA of Centruroides sculpturatus (bark scorpion), 2282 nucleotides long. Its product is annotated as ATP-dependent RNA helicase DDX55-like. Bases 43 to 1848 code for a protein of 601 amino acids. Gene Ontology annotation, molecular function: nucleic acid binding; RNA helicase activity; ATP binding. Gene Ontology annotation, cellular component: nucleolus. NCBI's taxonomy places the organism in Eukaryota, Metazoa, Arthropoda, Arachnida, Scorpiones, Buthidae. The transcript has a single exon. The record is from RefSeq and is a predicted model, not a curated record.